CUCUGCAACAUUUUUACACUAAUUCAACAUUAUCAGUGACAGAAUGGGAGAGAUGGCUUCUCUUUGGAGUUAUGCAGAGCAUGGAGAAAUGGAUCAAUUGGGGCAAAAGCUGCUCUACACGAGUCUAGAACUCGAAAAACUGAAAUCCGAAGCCAUGGAAGAAAUGGGGAAAAACAAAGAAUACGUGAAUCAACUCAUCCAGCUCCUCAAAUUCGCAAUCAACGAGCGAGACGAGGCGCGGAAGCAGCUUGACGACCUGAUCAGCGCCUCCGCCGGCACGGAAAUGUUUUACGGCGGCGCCGACAGCCCUCUUCUCAAUCCGCCGGCGGCGAAGGCGAAUUCGAGCAUAACCGAAUCCAACAGCUUCUCCGAAACGCACAACUACCAGUCCCCCGUGGAAUCCUUCUUCGACGCCGCCGUGGAUCGGGCGGCGCUGGUGGUGGAGAGCCUCGCGAAGGGGAGGGUUCUGCCGCGGAAGGGGAUGCUGCUGCAGGCGGUUCUGCAAGCGGGGCCGCUGCUGCAGACGCUGAUGGUGGCGGGGCCGCUGCCGCGGUGGCGGAAUCCGCCGCGGAUGCGGCCGUUUGAGAUGCCGGCGGUGGGUAUCGGAGGCGGCGAGGCGGAGUUUGCUCCUGGACACCAGAUGAUGGGUGGUUCGAUUGGGUCGAAUCUGGGGGAUUUUAGUUUUGGGAAUAAUGCUUCUUUGGUUAGUAGUAAUAGCGGCGGCUGUUUCCGGUUGCCCAAACGCCAGAGGUUCUGUUGAAGUUAUGAUUAUUAUGAGAGCCUACCAUAUUUUUUUGUAUAAUUAGGAGAUGGAGGAGAAGUCGUGUAAAUGUGAUUUAUAAUACUUGAUGAAUUGAUUAUUUUGG
Messenger RNA from Salvia splendens (bonfire salvia), 866 nucleotides. RefSeq lists its product as uncharacterized. The transcript is spliced from 2 exons. The record is from RefSeq and is a predicted model, not a curated record. Lineage: Eukaryota; Viridiplantae; Streptophyta; Magnoliopsida; Lamiales; Lamiaceae. Bases 44 to 760 code for a protein of 238 amino acids.